AUGGGUAAUCCUGGGCAGCGUUUGUGUGUGAGAGUGCAAGAGGAGCUCAGUAUAUCCACUCCUUGUCCUCCUCCUCUUCCUCCUCCUCCUCCUCCGUCUCCUCCUCCUCCCUCAAGCACACCCCGUCUCCCAGGCCACAGCAUAGCAACCGAACAUGGCGGCUGCGCAGACGCCGCCACUCAGCGGCCCGGAGCGGCGGCGGCCGCAACUGGAGGCGAUCUCGCGAGAGGCGAGGCCGAAAUCCUCCCAGCUAGCGCCGGCCGAAGAGGUUGCACCAGAGCCGGCGCGGGGGGGACACGCAGGUGCGAUGGGGGCCGGACCUGGCCUGCCCUUGGCUGUACUUUGGGAAAGUAA
Lutra lutra (Eurasian river otter) is the source of this 354-nucleotide messenger RNA. Its product is annotated as homeobox protein Hox-B4-like. Bases 1 to 354 code for a protein of 117 amino acids. Lineage: Eukaryota; Metazoa; Chordata; Mammalia; Carnivora; Mustelidae. The record is from RefSeq and is a predicted model, not a curated record. The transcript has 2 exons.